Molecule: messenger RNA, 414 nt
Organism: Leptopilina boulardi
Lineage: Eukaryota; Metazoa; Arthropoda; Insecta; Hymenoptera; Figitidae
Product: odorant receptor 49b-like
Exons: 4
Coding region: 94-414 (106 amino acids)
Biological process (GO): sensory perception of smell; detection of chemical stimulus involved in sensory perception of smell
Cellular component (GO): plasma membrane
Molecular function (GO): olfactory receptor activity; odorant binding
Source: RefSeq, a predicted model, not a curated record
UUUGUGAGUGAUAUCCAAGAUAUUUUUUCAAUUGCAUAUGUUUUGGUAUUUGGACUCUUUAUAGUAGAUUUAAGCAUUACAGCUGUCCAGUAUAUGAUGACUGUGAAGACUUCUGGGGAAGGAAUAAGGUUUGGCGGUUACGCAAUAAGUCAAGUGUUACAUAUUUUCUUUUUAACUCUACCAACUCAGCAUUUACUGGAUAACAGCCUUAGUCUAACUACCUCUAUAUACAAUACAGAUUGGUACCAUCUGUCAACUGAAUCAAAAAAAUUGUUACUCAUAGUAAUGAGAAAAGGAUCUGAACCCACUACAUUUAUUGUUGGCAAAAUAUUCAUAAUUUCAUUAGAGUUUUUCAAAAAGGUUCUUCAAACAUCAAUGUCAUAUUUCACUGUAUUGAAUUCUGUGCGAAAAUGA